Molecule: messenger RNA, 2547 nt
Organism: Acanthosepion pharaonis
Lineage: Eukaryota; Metazoa; Mollusca; Cephalopoda; Sepiida; Sepiidae
Source: the annotation of a GenBank genome assembly
AUGUUUCUGCUCGUCUCUCGAGGUCGUCUUUCUCACAAUAUCAGCGGUUUUUUCAUACCCAGAAGAUAUCGAUAUAAGAAAAAAUGGGCCACACAUUUGAAGGAAAAGACAAACACAGACCAUGCACUUGAAUAUUUUGAUGUUUACCACAGGCCACUCUACGGCAAAUUUUGGCCCUCAAUCCGCAUUUCCUUGCUCUCUCAACAGAAAUAUGGUGCCCUCGUUAAUAACUUUUCUCUCGAUGAAAGUAUAGUCAGCAGACUCAAGCGCCUGAGUGCUUUUGAUAUUAUCCAGCAAGCAAAGGACACCAAACCACUUGUUAAGGAGAAUGUAAUUCCCAUAAAGAGUGAAAUCACAAAAGAGGAGGAAACUUUUAAAUUUGAUCCUGAAGUAAAUGAAGAGCCUGAAAACUUGCACACUUUUAUGCCUGUAAUGAAAGUACAUUCAGAAAAACAGUUGCUUAGGCAAGAAGAGGAAGAACAGAGCAUUUAUGUACCUAAAGACAUUGUGAAGACUGUCCCCUGUUCAUCUACAAGUCUCCCAGAAAAUUUGAAGUUGUAUACAUAUGAUUUGGGAAAUGUGAAUAGUUUCCCAAGACCAAGCCUUGCCAAAACUGGUCUUCUUGAGUACUAUUUGCUUGAUGCUGCAUCCAUUUUACCUGUGGUUGCCCUUAACCUUGUUCCAAAUGAUUAUGUCCUUGACCUUUGUGCUGCUCCUGGUGGUAAAAGUCUGGCCAUCUUACAAACACUCUUAACAGAAAAUCUGGUUUGCAAUGACAUUAGCCGAAGUAGAAUGCAGCGCUUAGUGAGUGUUUUGAAGUAUUAUACAAACAGAAACAAGGAAAACUCUUCUAUAAAAGUUACAUGCAAGAAUGGUUUAGAAUUCACUGAGCCAAUAUUUGAUAAGGUUCUUGUUGAUGUACCUUGCAACUCAGACAGACAUGUUCUUCUGGAUGAAGAAAACAACCUUUUCAAACCAGGACGAAUUGAAGAACGCAUAAGAAUCCCUAAAUUACAAAGUGACCUUUUAGUAGCUGGAAUUAAAAGCUGUAAACCUGGUGGUUCAGUGGUAUACAGUACUUGUACAUUGUCAUUCUCUCAGAAUGAUGGUGUCAUCCAAUCAGCAUUUGAAACCAUCUGGACAGAGACCAACAUCGAUAUAGUUGUGGAGGAUAUCCAGCCACUUUUAAGUCAUUUCCAUAACACUUUUGCUUUCUAUCCAAACUGCAGGAAACCAAACAAUUUGUUGGUGCAAAAGAAAAAGUAUCAGUCAUUCGGUUCAACAAGCAGGCAUUUAUUCCUACUUAAAAACACCACCACAGAGGACCCCGAAAAUUCCGGAUCCCAGUGGAUCGCCGUAACCAUCAGCGGCAGGGAUAGUCCGGAUUUCGACUUCACCGCCCAGUUGAGCCCAGCGCAAUUAGUCUCAUCAACUUCUUUACUGCCCUCUGCUAAAGAAAGUGGUAGAUUUACUACUGCUAACGCUAACCAUCCAGUGUCAGCACCAUGUCUGUUGCCUUAUUCUAUCAAACAACAGCACCAUCUUCAUUAUUCCCAGCAAAGCAGCUCCCUAACUAUCCAACAAACCGGCCCACCUGUACGAAAAAAUACCGUUUCUUCAGGUCUCAAUCACAACAAAUUAUCAGCAUUGCAACAGACUUUAAUUAACAGAACUUUAAUCGACUUUCCUAACGGUGACAAGAAUUUUAACGUAACAGUUCACGGGGACGAUAACAAGAAUUGCUGCGCGUGUGGCGGCAAUUGUUCUGAGGACCAGGUACGGCACGUCCAUAGCUGUGUGUGUCGUGUCAUAACAGGGCAGCAGAACGAAAAGGCCAAGUGUAAUUCCAGCAGCGGCUGUGAGCAAGUUAAGCAAAACUGGCGGGCAGGAUCUCAUUCAGACCAGUCUGUAGCACAUUCCUUUGGCAAAAUGCCACUCCAAAGAGCAGCCAUGUUCCAACUUGGUAUGCUGCUUAUGGUGGUGCCUCUCCAGUUUCUCAUCACCAAAAUGUCAGCAACCACAGAGUCCCAGAGGGUUGAUCAGUUGAGGAGUGUAAUGAAAGCAGUGUCCGGGUUCAGUCACAAAUACUUAUCUUGGAAUUCAUGGCAAAAAUGGAGCUCCACCUUUUUCCAAAAAGGCAUUCCACCUAUGUCCCAAAGUAAAAAAUCAGAUGAUGAAGAGAAUUUAUAUACAAAGGCAAAGACCCGUAAUGAUUAUUUUGCACUUCUACACAACCAAGAACAUAAAAUUUGGGGAUAUCGAGGAGUGAUCAUUGGCUGGGAUGAAGUAGCAGUCGCACCUGUAUCUUGGAUGAACAUGAACCAUCCACCUGACAAACCUCACUGGCGAACAAUGCCAAACUAUUCCAUUUUAGUAGAUACACGUGACCGAUUACCUCCUCAGAUCACUUAUGUGCCUCAAGAAAACAUAGAAAUUGCCUCUAAAACUCAGAUAUUCCACCCAGAAGUUGAACACUACUUUGAAAAGUUUGAUGGAGAUCGCUACUUACCACAGCCAUCUGUUCGCAGAAUUUAUCCUUAUGACUGA